GCUGUGCUGACAACAAGAUACCGUAGGAGAGCAAGCAAGAGCAGACGGGUGUACUUCUUGGUGCACAGACUCUGAACUGUGGAUACUUUUUUCUUAUCCUGGAGCUGACAAACAAGACUUCUUUCUUCUAGGGACUUUGGAUGGUCGAUCAAAAACUACUUUACUCUACAAUUCUUUAUUCCUUUGGAAGGUUUUACCAGUUUUUUCUCUUUUUGUCCAUCUGCUGUAAUCAAGAUGCUUAGCCCUGUUACUUUGCAGCAGAUCAUUUCCACCCUGCUUGUGCUCGGCAGCGCUGCGGUGAUGGCAGAGAGGGAGUGCCCGGCGGAGUGCUCCUGCACCCCCUCGCCCCAGCCGUGCCCGCUGGGUGUCAGCUGGGUGACUGACCACUGUGGCUGCUGUAAAGUUUGUGCUCGGCAGUUUAAUGAGGACUGCAGCGCCACCGAACCUUGCGAUCACAUCAAGGGGCUACGCUGCCAUCUGGGGGCUGGAGGAGACCCUGAGAGAGGACUGUGUCGAGCUGAGGCCCAGGGUUUGCCCUGCGAGUUUGGCGGGCGGGUGUACCAACAUGGUGAGGACUUCCAGCCCAACUGCCAGCACCAGUGCACCUGUAUGGACAGGGUGGUGGGCUGCAUGCCCAUCUGUCCUCCCCAGGUGCCACUGCCCAACUGGCGCUGCAUGCGGCCCCGGCUGGCCAGGCCAGAGGGCGGCUGCUGCGAGGAAUGGGUGUGUGAUGACAACAACCACAUCAGUGAGGAGCCAGACGAGCUGACGCACACCUCCCUGCCAGACAGCAAGUCCCUUCCCAACCACAUCAGUGCCUUGCUGCAUGCCCAGCCGCAGUCUCGGCACCCAGCUGCCCCCGAAGGGGCCACGUUCAGAGAAAUGGUGUCCUUCCCCAUGUCUGAGGUUUUACUCAAAUCCAGCUGUUUCCCACAAAUCACAGAGUGGACCGACUGUUCCACCACAUGUGGGAUGGGCAUUUCAAGUCGAGUGACCAACAACAACCCAGGCUGUCGGCUGGUCAGAGAAACCAGACUGUGCCAGAUCCGGCAAUGUGAGCUGCAGCUCCCUGCAUCUAGCAAGAAGGGGAAGAAGUGUCAGCGAACUGUCCGCCCCCGGGAACCGGUCCCAAUCACUUUUGCGGGAUGCUCGACGACACAGUGGUACCGCCCUCGCACCUGUGGGACUUGCACUGAUGAUCGUUGCUGCACACCCUCCCUCUCCCGCACUGUGCGGCUCCGCUUCCACUGCCCUGACGGAGAGGGCUUCUACAGAAAUGUCAUGUGGAUCCAGCGCUGCAACUGCAAUACAAGCUGUCGUAUACCGAGCGGGCCCUCCAGCCCUUCAGUCAGCCUCCACAACGACAUCCACACCUUCAGGCACUGAGGCCUACAGGUUCCUGCCCAGCGCUGGCCUGGCACACUGGGCAAAGACUCCCCCCUCCCCACCUCCCCCCCAACCACCACCAAUCCCCACUCCUGCCACCCUCCUCCCCAACAAGGCAAUACACUCGCUUGCACUUUAAGCUUCCUGCCACAAUCAGUUUGUCCACACUAGAGGUGUGUUACUCCUCUAGUACCAGGGCAGCACUGAGGACAGCACACUGCAGUGUGCUGCUGUGUUAGACUGUUGGCAGAGAGCUUUUACUGAAACUUCUUUUAUUGAAUUGUAAUUUUGUAUCCUCCACGCAGAGGGCGAUGUGACAAUUUGUCAUACAGAAAGAAGGUUUUUUUAGACCAGUAACAGAGAACAUUUAUGAGAAGUGAUGGGGAAUUAUGGACAUGCAUUUUGAAUGAUGAGGAAGAACUAGAUGACAUAACACAUUCAUUAGAGACUAGAGGCUAUGUGUUCUUUAUUGCCUGUCCCUUGUGAUAAAAUGUUUAUCUGUAUGUGUGCAUGUAUGUGUGUGCGUGCGUGUGUGUGUGUAUGUGAAAGUGUAUUGGUAUGUUUGAAGAAUGUGAGAGUUUACAGAGAAUGUGCUCAUUAUGCUACUACAGUAUAUAGAUGAAAGCAUAUAGUGUAUAUGGACUUCACUCUUGGUUGUGGAGUGGUAAAUUCUAUGAUCACCUCAUUUUUCGGGGUGUGAUUUUAUUUUGUAUUUGUUUGCGUGUGUGUCCUUCACAGUGUACAGUGUGCUUUGUUUAAGGAAUAAAAAGAUGCUAAAUAUUUAAAACAUGUUACACAUGUUCAUUGGACGUUUUUUUCUUCUAUUAACUUCUGCACAUCA
Messenger RNA from Perca flavescens (yellow perch), 2227 nucleotides. It is a transcript of the gene ccn1l2, whose product is annotated as cellular communication network factor 1, like 2. The coding region runs from base 235 to 1386 and encodes 383 amino acids. The record is from RefSeq and is a predicted model, not a curated record. Gene Ontology annotation, biological process: positive regulation of cell differentiation; cell adhesion; positive regulation of cell migration. The transcript has 5 exons. Gene Ontology annotation, cellular component: extracellular region. Gene Ontology annotation, molecular function: heparin binding; integrin binding. NCBI's taxonomy places the organism in Eukaryota, Metazoa, Chordata, Actinopteri, Perciformes, Percidae.